Molecule: messenger RNA, 4351 nt
Organism: Ceratotherium simum simum (southern white rhinoceros)
Lineage: Eukaryota; Metazoa; Chordata; Mammalia; Perissodactyla; Rhinocerotidae
Gene: ANLN
Product: anillin, actin binding protein
Biological process (GO): actomyosin contractile ring assembly; mitotic cytokinesis; septin ring organization
Cellular component (GO): actomyosin contractile ring
Source: RefSeq, a predicted model, not a curated record
GGCCGAGUCUGACACUGGAGGCUGAGGGGAAGAGGAGAGGAGGUUGGGCGAGUUCCCUCGUCCCGCACUCCUUGUUUUCUCCAAGUGACACACUGAGCCAAGACUCACUUUUCUUUUUCUGAACUUGAACCACCGUUUCCGUCGUCUCGCAAUCGACCCGCGAACCCCAGGGCGAUGGACCCGUUUACGGAGAAACUGCUUGAACGAACCCGUGCCAGGCGAGAGAAUCUUCAGAGAAAAAUGGCUGAGAGGCCCACGGUGGCACCAAGGUCUAUGACUCAUGCUAAGCGAGCCAGAGAGCCGCUUUCAGAAGCAAGUAACCGGCAACCCCCAUCUGGUGGUGAAGAGAAAUCUUGUACAAAACCAUCACCAUCAAAAAAACGCUGUUCUGACAACACUGAAGUAGAAGUUUCUAACUUGGAAAACGAACAACCAGUUGAAUCAGCUUCUGCAAAACCUUGUUCUCCAAGUCCUCCGUCUCCUCAGGCGCAGCCACAAGCACCAGCUGCGGCCAGUGAUUCUGUGGCUGUCCCGCCGUCGCUGGGCGUGAGGAGAGGGCUGAAUUCAAGACUGGAAGCAACUGCAGCCUCCUCGGUUAAAACACGAAUGCAAAAACUGGCAGAGCAGCGGCGCCAUUGGGAUAAUAAUGAUAUGACAGAUGAUGUACCUCAAGGCUCACUCCUCUCAGCAAUGCCAUCAGAGGAAAAGGCUGCCUCCCCUCCCAAACCAUCCCUUUCAGAUGCUUCAGCAACUCCAGUUGGGAGAAGGGGCCGUCUGGCCAACCUUGCUGCAACUAUUUGCUCCUGGGAAGAUGAUGUAAAUUACUCAUCUGCAAAGCAAAACAGUGCACAAGAACAGCCUGGUACCACUUGUUUAUCCAAAUUUUCUUCUGCAAGUGGAGCAUCUGCUGGGAUCAAUAGCAGCAGUGUUAAGCAGGAAGCUACAUGCUGUUCCCAAAGGGAUGGCGAUGCCUCUUUGAAUAAAGCCCCAUCCUCCAGUGCUGUGGGUGCAUCUUUGAUUAAUGUUGCAAUUUCCAGCUCUGUGAAAGCUGCUUCUCCCCCAGUGAAAUCUUCUACUACAUCCAUCACCGAUGCUAAAAAGUGUGAGGUACCAAGUCCUGAACUACUUCAAAAACCUUCUGUUAGUCCUCUGAAAACAGAGGUAUCAAAACCAAUUGGCAAGUCAACUCUAUCCCAGACAGUUCGGCCCAAAGAAGAAUUAAGUAGAGAAAUUUGUCUGCAAUCUCAAUCUAAAGGCAAAUCUACAACGCCAGGAGGAGCAGGAAUUAAGCCUUUCCUGGAACGCUUUGGAGAGCGUUGUCAAGAACACAGCAAAGAAAGUCCAGCUCAUAGCACACCCCAUAGAACCCCCGUUAUCACUCCAAAUACAAAGGCCAUCCAAGAAAGAUUAUUCAAGCAAAACGAAUCUUCAUCUACUACGCAUUUAGCACAACAGCUCAAGAAGGAACGUGAAAAAGAACUAGCAUGUCUUCGUGGCCGAUUUGACAAGGGCAAUUUAUGGAGUGCAGAAAAAGGCGAAAACUCAAGAAGCAAACAGCUAGCGUGCAAACAGGAAAUUCACUGUCAGAACACUCCCCUCAAAAAACAUCAAGUUGUUUCAAAUACCCCAUCACUUCCAGUAACAGAAAAGGUGACAGAAAAUCAAACACCAGCAAAACCUUCCAGUUCAAAACCUACAGAUUUCACUGAAUGUAAAAUGACGAAGUCUAGCCCUUUGAGAAUAACAUUGUUUUUGGAAGAGGAAAAGUCCUUAAAAGUAACAUCAGACCCAAAGGUUGAGCAGCAGACUGAAGUGGUACGUGAAAUUGAGAUGAGCGUGGAUGAUGAUGAUGAUAUCAAUAGUUCAAAAGUAAUUAAUGACAUCUUCAGUGAUGUCCUAGAGGAAGGUGAACUAGAUGUGGAAAAGAGACAAGAGGAGAUGGAUCAAGCAGAAGCAGAAAGCAACGAAGAACAGGAAGAUGCACUGAAUAUCUCCUCAAUGUCUUUACUUGCUCCGUUAGCACAGACAGUUGGUGUGGUAAGUCCAGAGAGUUUAGUUUCCUCACCUGGAUUGGAAUUGAAAGACACCAGCAUAAGUGAUGAAAGUCCAAAGCCAGGAAAAUUCCAAAGAACCCGUGUCCCUAGAGCUGAGUCUGGUGAUAGCAUUGGUUCUGAAGAGCGUGAUCUUCCUUACAGCAUUGAUGCAUAUAGAUCUCAAAGAUUCAAAGAAACAGAACGUCCUUCAAUAAAGCAGGUGAUUGUUCGGAAGGAAGAUGUUACUUCAAAACUGGAUGAAAAAAAGAAUGCCUUUUCUUGUCAAGUUAAUAUCAAACAGAAAAUGCAGGAACUCAGUAAUGAGAUAAAUUUGCAGCAGACGGUGAUCUAUCAAGCUAGUCAGGCUCUUAACUGUUGUGUUGAUGAAGAUCACGGAAAAGGGUCACUAGAAGAAGCUGAAGCGGAAAGACUUCUUCUAAUUGCAACUGAGAAGAGAACACUUUUGAUUGAUGAACUGAAUAAAUUGAAGAGUGAAGGGCCUCAGAGGAAGAAUAAGGCUGGUCCCAUAUCCCAAAGUGAGUUUGUCCCGUCCAAAGGAUCAGUUACUUUGUCAGAAAUCCGCUUGCCUCUAAAAGCCGAUUUUGUCUGCAGUACAGUUCAGAAACCAGAUGCAGCAAAUUAUUAUUUCUUAAUCAUACUAAAAGCAGGAGCUGAAAAUAUAGUAGCCACACCAUUAGCAAAUACUUCAAAUUCUCUUAAUGGCGAUGCUCUGACAUUCACUACUACAUUUACUUUGCAAGAUGUGUCCAAUGACUUUGAAAUAAAUAUUGAAGUUUACAGCUUGGUGCAAAAGAAAGAACCCACAGGCCCUGAUAAGAAGAAAAAGGCAUACAAGUCCAAGGCUAUUACUCCAAAGCGACUUCUCACAUCUAUAACCACAAAAAGCAGCCUUUAUUCUUCAGUUAUGGCCAGUCCAGGCGGUCUCAAUGCCGUGCGUACCAGCAACUUUGCCCUUGUUGGAUUUUACACACUGUCAUUAUCUUCAGUAGGAAACACUAAAUUUGCUCUGGACAAGGUGCCAUUUUUAUCUCCUUUGGAAGGUCAUAUUUAUUUAAAAAUAAAGUGUCAAGUGAAUUCAAGUGUUGAAGAAAGAGGUUUUCUAACCAUAUUUGAAGAUGUUAGCGGUUUUGGUGCCUGGCAUCGAAGAUGGUGUGUUCUUUCUGGAAACUGUAUCUCUUAUUGGACUUAUCCAGAUGAUGAGAAACGAAAGAAUCCCAUAGGAAGGAUAAAUCUGGCCAAUUGUACCAGUCGUCAGAUAGAACCAGCCAACAGAGAAUUUUGUGCAAGACGCAACACUUUUGAAUUAAUUACUGUCCGACCACAAAGAGAAGAUGACCGAGAGACUCUUGUCAGCCAAUGCAGGGACACACUUUGUGUCACCAAGAACUGGCUGUCUGCAGAUACCAAGGAAGAGCGGGAUCUCUGGAUGCAAAAACUCAAUCAAAUUCUUGUUGAUAUUCGCCUCUGGCAACCUGAUGCUUGCUAUAAACCUAUUGUAAAGCCUUAAACUGUAGGAAGUUUCCAUGCCGUGUAGAGGUUUUUGAGCUAUGUCAUAAAUGUAUCUUAAGAGCAUCAGAUUUGCUUAAUUGCAUUUUAUGCUUUAAAUACGAAAGGGUAUGUGCCAAUAUUCACUACAUAUUAUGCAGUAUUUAUAUCUUUUAUAUGUAAAACUUCAACUGAUUUCUGUUAUUCAUAGAUGAUUGGAAGAAUGUUCAUUAUAGUUGAUUUUGCUAAAUCUUAAUUUAAAAGCUCAUUUUCUUAGAAAUCUAAUUAUUCAAUUUUUCAUGAUACAAUAUUUUUUUAGAAGUAAGAAAUUUUGAGUUGUCUUCUUGGAGCUGUGGGUCUCAAAGUAGAAAGGUCUUACACAGUUGGAGAUAGAAACCUCCAACUUGGUCAUCCUUCCUCUGGCCUCAGUGCUUUUUUCUACAGGUUGUGAUCAUUUAUUGAUCAUGACAUAUCUUGUUACUAGAAGACUGAAAAAAUUUCUAAGGGACUUUACAGAAACAUUUUUAGUAAUGGAGGUAAGAACUUUUUCAAAUAGCAAAUGUAUAUUAGUUUAAAAGCUUGAGGCUGCCUUUAAACAAGAUAUGGACAUAGGGGAUAUUGUGUGAGAUUUGGGAGUUAAAUGUUUCGUUUAGAAGUGUUAAUAAUCACAUGGUUUACAUUUACUCAGUUACUAUAGUUGCUUGUGGUGCACAUUUUCAUAGAAUACAGGCCUUUUUAAAUAAUUAUUUUUGCUAUGUAGCUUACAGACUCCUCAAAUAUACUUGGCAUAAUAGUUCUUUUUGCUCCUGUAA